Phialemonium atrogriseum is the source of this 1710-nucleotide messenger RNA. RefSeq names its product 4-hydroxyphenylpyruvate dioxygenase. Gene Ontology annotation, biological process: L-tyrosine catabolic process. NCBI's taxonomy places the organism in Eukaryota, Fungi, Ascomycota, Sordariomycetes, Cephalothecales, Cephalothecaceae. Gene Ontology annotation, molecular function: 4-hydroxyphenylpyruvate dioxygenase activity. The record is from RefSeq and is a predicted model, not a curated record. The transcript is spliced from 2 exons. The coding region runs from base 240 to 1493 and encodes 417 amino acids.
CAUGUUCAAAUGGUAAAUAGAUGCCAAUUAGAGCUUGCGGACUCAUACCUUUGCCAAUGCCAGCCAGUGGGAGAUGCCCAUGGCAAGCUAGGCCCCACCCCCCCUUGCCUCAUACCUGCCUGCGUGCCUGCCAUCCUCCUGCCAUGGAAACAUGAAUGGGUGACCGCAUUGUCUACUAUAAACGAUACCACCAACAGGAAAGGAAGUUCAAGAACACCCAUCCCAUCUUCUGAGUGAGCAUGCCACCGUCAGCUCUCGCGGACUCUCCAAGAAAUUCAACCACUUAUACCAGCACCUCCGAGGCGGAUGAGUAUGCCGUUCAGGCUCCUCCCUCAAACUUCAACGGCUAUGACCACCUAACCUGGUGGGUUGGCAAUGCCAAGCAAGCGGCCUCAUACUACAACACGGUCUUCGGCUUUAAGACGCUCGCAUAUCGUGGCCUGGAGACGGGGUGCCGUUACUUUGCCUCGUAUGUUGUCGGCAAUGCCGAUGUCCGCUUCGUCUUCACAUCUCCGGUCCGAUCUGCCAGAUGCCUUCCCGAGGAAGAGCCAAUAUCUCCAGAAGACCGAGAGAUGCUUCGUGAGAUCCACGAGCAUCUGGAGAAGCACGGCGACGCAGUCAAGGAUGUGGCUUUCGAGGUCGACAACGUCGAGGGUGUGUACUUCAAGGCCGUCGCUGGAGGUGCUGUGGCGGUCCAACCUCCCAGGACCGUCCACGACAAACAGCACGGUCAUGUGACGACAGCCGUCAUCCGCACCUACGGCGACACAACCCACACUCUGAUCUCACGACUGAAUUACUCCGGGCCUUUCUUGCCCGGAUUCCGAGCCGUCAAGAAGCAAUCGGCCACCGUCUCGCUGCCCGAGGUCCAGCUGGCACGGAUCGACCACUGCGUCGGCAACCAGGACUGGGACGAGAUGGUCUCGGCGUGCGCCUUCUACGAGCAAUGCCUGUCGUUCCACCGCUUCUGGUCGGUCGACGACUCGCAGAUCUGCACCGACUUCAGCGCGCUCAACAGCAUCGUCAUGGCGAGCGCCAACAACGUGGUCAAGAUGCCCAUCAACGAGCCGGCGCACGGCAAGAAGCGCUCGCAGAUCGAGGAGUUUGUCAUCUUCAACAGCGGCGCCGGCGUGCAGCACAUUGCGCUGCUGACGCCCGACAUCAUCUCGACGGUGUCGGCGCUGCGUGCCCGCGGCGUCGAGUUCAUCACCGUGCCGGCCACCUACUACGACACCAUGAGGCAGCGGCUCAAGACGGAGAAGCGCAACUGGCAGCUCGCCGAGGAGUUCGCCGUGCUCGAGUCGCUCAAUAUCCUCAUCGACUACGACGAGCAGGGGUACCUGCUCCAGCUCUUCACCAAGCCGCUCAUCGACCGCCCCACCGUCUUCAUCGAGAUCAUCCAGCGGAACAACUUUGACGGCUUCGGCGUGGGCAAUUUCAAGAGCCUCUUCGAGGCCAUCGAGCGCGAGCAGGAGGAGCGGGGGAACCUGUGAGAUGGUGAAUCUUAUUUUGUUCGCGUUUUGCAUCAUAGGGGUUAGCAUCGUGUUCUCCAGUGCAGAUACAUCCAGUUGCAAGUGCGUCGCGCGUCUCUCUCGUGACUCGGCACUCGUUUCUUGUCAGAUAGCUUAUGCAACGCGACGAAGGCAUCAUGAACAUUGCCAGCUUGGACGGAGUAGCAGCGGAUGGGUUUAAGAGUUGUCAAAUUAGGCG